UUUUAAAUUAAUAUUUUGAUUUGAAAUAUGUAUAUAAAAUUUAAAUUGUUUUUAUGAUUAAUUUAGACAAAGAUGUUUUUAGGUAAUUAGAUUGGGCGAACCAUUUUCGUAUAUUUUAAAUUUUGUUCAUAUAUAUAAUUUUCAUAAUAUAAUGAAUUUCCAAUUUUUUUGAUAACAUAAUCUUAAUACUUUUUUUUCUUUAAUAUAUUGUUAUCUAUGUUUUUAAACAACACUAUUUUUUUUAACUGUUAUCUAUGUUGCCAAAUAAAAAUGCUUCUGUUCUAACAAGAUAGAUAAAUCUAUCUAAAUCUAAAUUAUAGUUAUAUUUAAAUUACGGGCGUAGUCCUGACUGACCAACCCUAGCACUAAUCAAAAAGAACAUGAUUAAAAUGGGACCCUUUCUCAAGAAAAUCGCUCCCAAAACCGAAAUCUUCUUUAACCGUGUCUAAAUCUUUUACGCAAAUACUCUAUUGUCUAUUAAACCAACUUUUGAAGAAUAAAAAAUAAUAAUUAAUAAACCAACUCUAUCAUCCAAUUUGUCGAGUUUUUUUGGUAUUGAUUCGUUACGUUUAUCUUGGUUUGCGUUCUAGACACAUCCACAUAUCUCUUGGACCGACCCAUAUUAAUGAACCAACUCACUCUAAAAAUAAAUAAAUUAAAAUAUAACACUAUGAAUAUACGUUAAUAUCAAAAACCAAAACCAUUUGAAAACAUACACAAAAACACCAAAAAAAUAAAAGUAUGAGAAUACUCUUUCUCUUCUUCUUCUUCUUCCACUCAUCAUCCUCCUCAAGAAGAACUUCAUCAGAAUCUCGCAUCUUCAUCUACGGUGGAUGUUCACCGGAAAAAUACACACCAAACACUCCUUUUGAAUCAAACCGCGACACUUUCCUCUCCUCCGUCGUUACUUCAUCCUCCGAAGCCUCCUUCAAUAGCUUCGCCGUCGGUAACGACUCUUCUUCCUCUUCCUCCGCCGCCAUCUUCGGCCUUUAUCAAUGCCGUGACGAUCUCCCAUCCUCUGACUGCUCAAAAUGUAUCCAAAACUCCGUCGACCAAAUCACUCUCCUUUGUUCCUACUCUUUCGGUGCUUCUCUUCAGCUCCAAGGCUGCUUCUUGCGUUACGAAACCUAUGAUUUUCUUGGGAAACAAGACACGAGUCUUAGGUACAAGAAGUGUAGUUCCAAGAGGGUAGAGAACGAUUAUGAUUUCUUUAAACGAAGAGACGAUGUGUUGUCGGAUCUGGAGUCGACUCAACUAGGUUACAAAGUUAGCCGGUCCGGUUUAGUCGAAGGUUAUGCUCAGUGUGUUGGUGACUUGAGUCCUAGUGACUGUACGGCUUGUCUUGCGGAAGCUGUUGGGAAGUUAAAGAAUCUUUGUGGCUCAGCGGUUGCAGCUGAGGUUUACUUGGCUCAGUGCUAUGCACAUUAUUGGGGUUCUGGUUACUACGACUUCUCUCCAGAUCCAACGAAUGGAGAUCAGGUGGGGAAAUCAAUUGCGAUUAUCGUAGGAGUCAUUGCUGGAUUCGCAAUUCUUGUUAUUCUCCUUUCCCUCUGCAGAAACUCCAUGCAUUGAUACCAAGAAGGCAUGAUUCGGGAUGAAAGAUUCUAGAGGGACCUGUUUUUUGUUUUGUUUGAAUUUAUGUUGUAGGACCAUAUCCGUUACCUUAAUGAUUAUUUUUGGUUUAACAGAAGGAAAAAAAAAUAUACUUGAACUGACC
Molecule: messenger RNA, 1717 nt
Organism: Brassica napus (rape)
Lineage: Eukaryota; Viridiplantae; Streptophyta; Magnoliopsida; Brassicales; Brassicaceae
Product: plasmodesmata-located protein 8-like
Exons: 3
Coding region: 742-1572 (276 amino acids)
Cellular component (GO): plasmodesma
Source: RefSeq, a predicted model, not a curated record